UAGCUGCCAUCUUGCGUCCCCGCGUGUGUGCGCCUAACCUCAGCUGGUCUGCCCGAGACCACCUGAGCGCCAACCCUAGUCCCCCGCGCGGCCCCAUUUCUGCUCCAACAAGAUGAAAGAAACUAUCAUGAACCAGGAGAAACUCGCCAAACUGCAGGCACAAGUGCGCAUUGGUGGGAAAGGAACUGCUCGCAGAAAGAAGGUGGUUCAUAGAACAGCCACAGCAGAUGACAAAAAACUUCAGUUCUCUUUAAAGAAGUUAGGGGUAAACAAUAUCUCUGGUAUUGAAGAGGUGAAUAUGUUCACAAAUCAAGGAACAGUGAUCCACUUUAACAACCCUAAAGUUCAGGCAUCUCUGGGAGCAGACACUUUCACCAUUACGGGCCACGCUGAGACAAAGCAACUGACAGAAAUGCUCCCCAGCAUCUUAAACCAGCUUGGUGCCGACAGUCUGACCAGUUUAAGGAGACUGGCUGAAGCUCUGCCCAAACAAUCUGUGGAUGGAAAAGCACCACUUGCCACUGGAGAGGAGGAGGAUGAUAAAGUUCCAGAUCUUGUGGAGAAUUUUGAUGAGGCUUCCAAGAAUGAAGCAAACUGAAUUGAGUUAACUUUUGAAGAAGAUAAAUCUUGAAGAAGUUACUGGGAGCUGCUAUUUUAUAUUAUGACUGCUUUUUAAAAUUUUGUUUAUGGAUCUGAUAAAAUCUAGAUCUCUAAUAUUUUUAAGCCUAAGCCCCUGGACACUGCAGCUCUUUUCAGUUUUUGCUUAUAUACAAUUCAUUCUUUGCAGCUAAUGAAGCUGAAGAAGCCUAAGAAUAAAGUUUGAGACAAAGAUAAAUAAAAUUCUUUGCCUAGUA
Molecule: messenger RNA, 854 nt
Organism: Bubalus bubalis (water buffalo)
Lineage: Eukaryota; Metazoa; Chordata; Mammalia; Artiodactyla; Bovidae
Product: transcription factor BTF3-like
Exons: 1
Coding region: 113-598 (161 amino acids)
Cellular component (GO): nascent polypeptide-associated complex; cytosol
Source: RefSeq, a predicted model, not a curated record